AGUCUGCGAAUUGUGCAUGGACGGUUCGGUCGUAUUGAGAUACUUUCAGUGCUUCGUUAGUGACUGGGUUGUGUUUGUCAUUUGUGCGUUUAGGUGAUGGAAGUGGCUCUGCCCUGACCGUGGUCAAAAUGCAUAUCUUGGAAAUAGGCGCUGAGCAUGAUGAAGAAAAUGGUCAAGCCAAAGUUCCUGUUGAUGCGGCAUUCAGGACCGUCCCUCGCGAUCACACCACCUUCCUAGUAUGGCGAGUCACGGAAUUAGCGACAGAAUUACUCCCCCGCUCGCAUUACGGAACGUUUUACGAUACUGAAGCAUACUUAGUGUAUUCCGCGUCUCUUCCUGGGCAACCAGCCGGGCCUGAUGUCAUUCGGCGCGAAAUAAAGGAGAAUGGCAAUGGCGAAUGCGCUGAGCGUCACGUCCACACGUGGGCCGGCGAACGCUGCAGCUUGGGCCCACUGGCGCUGCGCCGCGCGAGCCAGCUGGCCACGCACGUUGCAGCACCCGUGGUCACGCACCGGGAAACAGCUACCAAGGAGUCACCGAGAUUGCUAUCCUAUUUCCGCGACGGUAUAAGAAUUCUCUGUAAUAGCUCUGGUAACCUAAACGGAGGAGGUCGCCUAUACCGAGUCCGCGGACGCAGACCAGUAUUACUGCAACUGGAACCGGUAUCUUGGGCUCACCUCUCCUCCGACGGGGUAUUCGUGUUGGACACGUCAGCUCUCAUUGUUUUGUGGUUGGGACGAGCAGCGAAUCUUAUCGAGAAGAUGUUUGGUGCCAAGAUUGCGUAUAGGAUGGCCCGCGGUGCUGACAAAGGCAUGAUGACCCGUCGAAUCACAAUAGCUCACGACGGAUACGAGCAAACGCUGCCACCGGCAGACCGAAAUCUUUUAGACGCCGUGUUGGAUCUCCGUGCUCGUUCCGUAAAACCAGUGGCUCCAGGGCAAGACCCUCCUCGCCCAGCUCGACUCUACAAAGUUACGCAACCGCCAAGAGCUGCUACUAUGACUGUGCCUUCACAGAAACCAGCUGCCCGUCUAGAAGAAAUUAAACGAGCCCCACUUCACAAAGCCGAUUUGAAUGAAGACAACAUAUACAUACUAGACGCAGGUUCGCGUGGUGUUUGGGCAUGGGUCGGAUUAAACGCUCCGAAGCCGCACUGCCGCGGCGCACUAGCCGCAGCACGCGGCUUGGCGCGCGCGCGCCGCUACUCCGGGCCCGUGUCGGUCGCUGUAUCUGGGCGGGAGCCCUUAGAGUUCGCGGCGCUGUUCCAUGAGUGGAACUGGUGCGAUUCGAGGCGGGACGUGAGGCUGCGCGCCGCUCGCGCCGCUACCACGAAACUGGACGCUGUUAGCCUAUCCACAAACGCGUGGUUAGCAGCCGAGGCCCAGGUACCGGACGACGGCUCAGGAGCACUGCGAAUGUGGCGCGUCCGACGCGAAGAGGAGUGUGAGCAUGAGCGAAGCGCGUUGCAAGAGCUGGAACGGCCGCAGCAGGCAGUCUUUUACGAUCGCGACUGCUACAUCGCCCUCUACACUUACCACGCUCCUACUGGCGAUCAAACUAUUUUAUAUUACUGGAUGGGUGGCUCUUCGCCAAAUGAUCUGAGGAAUUUGGGUGCAAAGGAAGCCAGAGACCUCUACAUAAAACUAGGGCGUCUUCCCAUUCAAGCUUGGGUUUACCAAGGCAAGGAACCAGCGCAUUUUCUUCAGAUAUUCAAAGGACGUAUGGUUACUUAUUGUGGCAGUGCGACUAAUUAUGACCCCAGCGGUCGGCGCGUGAUCCCGCCGCCGCGAGCGCUCGUCCGAGUCUCGGGACAGUACGCACGGGAAGCCCGCGGGGUGGAGGCAUGCGGUACGGCGGGGGCGACGGGCGCGGGGGCGGGCGCGUGUUUCGUGCUGCGCGAAGGCGCGCGCGUGUGGGUGUGGUGCGCCGCCACCGCCACCGGCGACGAGCGGGAGGUCGCUAAAAACAUGGCGGCCGCGGAACAUGUGCUUGUGAUGCAGGGAAAAGAAAAACCAGACUUUUGGGCUGCUUUGGGGGAGAGACGUCAUCUGUUAAUAGCAUCACCGCUGAAACAAAUGGAGCGACCGCUACCACCACGCUUGUUCUACGUCUCCAUUUGUCCACCCGCACAUUAUUCUUUCGAGGAGAUCGUGUCCUUCAACCAGUACGACCUGGCUCCCGAGAUGGCGACAGUACUGGACGUGCACGCGGCCGUUUAUGUGUGGCUCGGAGCGCACUCUUGCGUGCGCGCUAAGGAUGACGCCAGGAACAUCGGUCUUGCGUAUUUAUCCAAUGAUCCAGCUUCCCGCGAUCCGGAAACACCAAUAUUUGUCCUCAGCCAAGGACGAGAACCGCCCAAUUUUACUGGAUUCUUUCCGCAUUGGAAAAAUUCUAUGUGGAAGGGUCAUAAAACAUUUAGUGCAAUAGUUAGCGCCUUAGAAGGAAAAGCGAUAGUGCAAAAUGGAAACAGCGCCCUACAAAAUGGUAAUACUGAAAAUCAAUUCGACCAGCACGAAAAAUAUCCGCUCUCAGUUCUUCGAGGUCCCAAAGAACACAUGCCAUUGGAUGUUGACCCACUCACCAAAGAGCUUUACCUCACACACGACGACUUCGUUUCAACGUUCAAUAUGCCGUAUAGCGAAUUCCGAACGUUACCGACUUGGAAACAAAAGGAUAUCAAGAAAUCUGUGGGACUAUUUUAAUCACAACUUUAAUCGUCGCACCAGCACCGAAUAUUCUAGUGUAGUUUCAUAAUUGUCACAAAAAUUUAUGGAUAUUGUUAUAAACCUAUUGGAUGUUAUUUUAACUAA
This is a messenger RNA of Zerene cesonia (dogface butterfly), 2810 nucleotides long. It is a transcript of the gene qua, whose product is annotated as villin-like protein quail. The record is from RefSeq and is a predicted model, not a curated record. Gene Ontology annotation, biological process: barbed-end actin filament capping; actin filament severing; cytoskeleton organization. Lineage: Eukaryota; Metazoa; Arthropoda; Insecta; Lepidoptera; Pieridae. The transcript has 16 exons. Gene Ontology annotation, molecular function: actin filament binding; phosphatidylinositol-4,5-bisphosphate binding. The coding region runs from base 129 to 2702 and encodes 857 amino acids. Gene Ontology annotation, cellular component: actin cytoskeleton; cytoplasm.